AUGCAAAAUCUUGUGAUCUUUCUAUUAUUUGGGACGUUAUUCGCUAUUGGAGAGAGCAUAAUUAUACGAGAUGACAGUAGUGAUUCUCAUGAAUCUUCGUAUUAUUCUGGAGGUGGGCAUCGUCCGAAACCUCCAAGCCCAACCAAACCAAGUUCAAAAUGUGAGUCAGGAUGGACAAGAGUACAAAGACUUAGUGGUGGUUGGUGUGUAAAAGUGUUUGCUGGACUGACAAAUCAACCACAAGCUGAAUCGAUUUGUGCUCAAAAUGGAGCCAGAUUAUCAGCAGUGGAAAGUAGCCAAGAAAGAGAAACAAUAGCUGAAUUGGGAAGAGUUUUGAUGACGACAUCAUCCACGUGGAAAUUCGGAUCAUUGAGAACUGGAAUUAAAAGAAACACGUUGAACAGUCCAUUCUACGUAACGGAUGGAAAUGCGAAGGAUUUGAAUGCAGUGAAAUGGAGUCAUGCAGAGCCGAAUCAAGGAAGUUACAAUGGAGGUGGAAAUAAUUGUGGAAUGAUGUGGCUAUGGGUACCUGGGGGACGACAAGUUCAACAACGUGUACAUGGAGAAUUCUUCUCAAUGGUGUGUCAUAUUACGUGGAACGACAGAUUCAGAGGGUUUGUGUGUGGAAAGUCUGCUGUCUAA
Molecule: messenger RNA, 642 nt
Organism: Caenorhabditis remanei
Lineage: Eukaryota; Metazoa; Nematoda; Chromadorea; Rhabditida; Rhabditidae
Exons: 3
Coding region: 1-642 (213 amino acids)
Source: RefSeq, a predicted model, not a curated record